This is a messenger RNA of Cyclopterus lumpus (lumpfish), 785 nucleotides long. It is a transcript of the gene diras1b, whose product is annotated as DIRAS family, GTP-binding RAS-like 1b. The coding region runs from base 189 to 785 and encodes 198 amino acids. Gene Ontology annotation, molecular function: GDP binding; GTP binding; GTPase activity. The record is from RefSeq and is a predicted model, not a curated record. Gene Ontology annotation, cellular component: plasma membrane. Gene Ontology annotation, biological process: signal transduction. The transcript is spliced from 3 exons. NCBI's taxonomy places the organism in Eukaryota, Metazoa, Chordata, Actinopteri, Perciformes, Cyclopteridae.
AGAGAGCGAGAAGAGAGAGAGAGAGAGAGAGAGUCUGCUGUGGUGGUGUGUUUGGGAAUCGGACGACAUGAGCUCUACAUGAACCGUGUAAAAUGCUCUAAGACAUCCUUCUGAACCGAGGACGAGCCUGAAGCGGAGCUGCCAUCCACGACCAGGUGUAACACUGUCUUAAGCCUGAGGGGGGCAGAAUGCCGGAGCAGAGCAACGACUAUCGGGUGGUGGUGUUCGGGGCCGGGGGAGUAGGGAAGAGCUCCCUGGUGCUGCGCUUCGUGAAGGGCACCUUCAGGGACACCUACAUCCCCACGGUGGAGGACACCUACCGCCAGGUGAUCAGCUGCGAUAAGAGCGUGUGCACCCUCCAGAUCACCGACACCACGGGGAGCCACCAGUUCCCCGCCAUGCAGCGCCUGUCCAUCUCCAAAGGCCACGCCUUCAUCCUCGUCUACUCCAUCACCAGCAAACAGUCCCUGGAGGAGCUCAAACCCAUUUACCAACAGGUCUUGGCCAUAAAGGGCAACGUGGAGGCCAUCCCCAUCAUGCUCGUGGGCAACAAGAGCGACGAGACCCUGCGGGAGGUGGAGACCAAGGACGGGGAGGCCCAGGCCAACCAGUGGAAGUGCGCCUUCAUGGAGACGUCGGCCAAGACCAACCACAACGUAACCGAGCUCUUCCAGGAGCUCCUGAACCUGGACAAGAAGAGGAACAUGAGCCUCAACAUCGACGGCAAGCGCUCAGGGAAGCAGUCCCGCGCCGAGAGACUGAAGGGCAAAUGCAGCGUGAUGUAA